AUGCUGAAACGGUUGCAAAUGGGCCUUCGCGCGUUCAUGCUGCUCGCAUCAAAAGUAUGGAGUUGUUUUUGUUAUAUGUUUAAGAAGCAAUAUCGAGCGUUGGCUCAAUAUCAAUCCGUCAAAUAUGAGAUGUAUCCACUUUCGCCAGUAUCUAGACACAGGCUGAGUCUAGUAAAAAGAAAAAUGCUGGUACUAGAUUUAGAUGAAACACUCAUCCAUUCACACCACGACGCAAUGUUACGUCCGACGGUGAAGCCCGGCACGCCGCCCGACUUCGUGCUCAAAGUCACGAUAGACAAACACCCUGUAAGGUUCUUCGUGCAUAAAAGGCCGCAUGUUGAUUACUUUCUGGAUGUAGUUUCACAAUGGUAUGAGCUGGUAGUGUUUACGGCAUCAAUGGAGAUAUAUGGUGCAGCAGUAGCGGAUAAACUGGACAAUGGCAGAGGUAUACUGCGGCGGAGAUUUUACAGACAACAUUGCACAGCAGAAAACGGUUCCUAUACUAAAAACUUGUCGUCUAUAUGCGACGACCUUAAUAGAGUGUUCAUAUUGGACAACUCACCCGGUGCGUACCGGGACUUUCCAGAUAACGCGAUACCAAUAAAAUCAUGGUUCUCUGACCCGUUGGACGUGGCGCUACUAAACCUGCUGCCCGUGCUGGACGCGCUACGCUUCACGCACGACGUGCGCUCAGUGCUGUCGCGCAACCUGCACCUGCACCGCCUGUAG
Molecule: messenger RNA, 729 nt
Organism: Arctia plantaginis
Lineage: Eukaryota; Metazoa; Arthropoda; Insecta; Lepidoptera; Erebidae
Source: the annotation of a GenBank genome assembly